AUGCUGGUCGCGGCAAAACGCCCACCAUCGCAGUCUGCGGGAGAUGCGGCGCAACAGUCGGUGCGUGGAUAUGUGAUGGGCACACACCCGGCACGUAUACCAGGAGAAAAUCCACCGUGGGAGUCUAAUGCGAUACCAACUAGCUUCUUCCCUUGGAAUGAUGUCAAACGUGAAAAUGGAGCUAUGGCAACAUCUUAA
Molecule: messenger RNA, 198 nt
Organism: Echinococcus granulosus
Lineage: Eukaryota; Metazoa; Platyhelminthes; Cestoda; Cyclophyllidea; Taeniidae
Exons: 2
Coding region: 1-198 (65 amino acids)
Source: RefSeq, a predicted model, not a curated record